Messenger RNA from Scomber japonicus (chub mackerel), 2529 nucleotides. RefSeq names its product F-box/LRR-repeat protein 14-like. The coding region runs from base 508 to 1719 and encodes 403 amino acids. The record is from RefSeq and is a predicted model, not a curated record. Gene Ontology annotation, molecular function: protein binding. The transcript has a single exon. Lineage: Eukaryota; Metazoa; Chordata; Actinopteri; Scombriformes; Scombridae. Gene Ontology annotation, biological process: SCF-dependent proteasomal ubiquitin-dependent protein catabolic process. Gene Ontology annotation, cellular component: SCF ubiquitin ligase complex.
CUUCAGCGGCUACCUUCAUACGAUAGUACUGCUGUGUAGAUGAAGGUUUCCACGGACGGAAAAAGUUCCUGGGUACGCUUUGCGAGGAGUUGGACUUAAGAAUAAGUUGUUCCGGACGGCUUGGACGAGGAAACUCACAAGUUUAAACAGCUAGCAUUGAUGCUACGCCGACAUUUAGCUCAGUCGCAUUAGCAUAGCUUCCGAGGUAAAUAUUGCGACUGCCUUUCGGAGUUUCCUGCAUUUGCUUCCACGUUGUCAACUCAAGAACUGUGCCUCCUGUAGUUAUUUUCCACAAUGAUGUUUUUUUGAACUUGAAUGGUGAGCUUCUCUGCUGUGAGAUGGGUGGAUUUGUGUCGCGGCACACACGUAGCUCACUUAGCCUGCGCGUAUGCUAGCUGACAUUAGCUAACGUUGUCGAGCAACUUCUGCAUGAGAGUGUAACCGAGGCAGUAACGAUACUGUCGCUCACGAACAACCUCUGCUGCUCGGAGCCAUCCAUUUGCAGCCAUGUUUGAAAUGGAGACGCAUAUAUCGUGCCUUUUCCCAGAGAUCCUGGCCAUUAUUUUCAGUUAUCUGGACGUUAAAGACAAAGGAAGAGUAGCCCAAGUGUGCGCGGCCUGGAGGGACGCGUCCUACCACAAGUCUGUGUGGAGGGGGGUGGAAGCCAAGCUGCACCUGCGGAGAGCUAACCCGUCCCUGUUCCCCAGCCUGCAGAUCAGAGGCAUCAAAAAAGUCCAGAUCCUUAGCCUGAGGCGAAGUCUGAGCUACGUGAUUCAAGGGAUGCCGCACAUCGAAAGCCUUAACCUGUGUGGGUGUUUCAACCUCACAGACAACGGACUCGGACAUGCCUUUGUGCAGGACAUCCCGUCGCUGCGGGUGCUGAAUCUCAGCCUUUGCAAACAGAUCACUGACUCCAGUCUGGGCAGGAUUGCACAGUACCUCAAAAACUUGGAGGUGCUUGAACUUGGGGGAUGCAGCAACAUCACCAACACCGGCCUGUUGCUGGUCGCCUGGGGCUUGCACAGACUCAAGAGCCUUAACCUGCGCAGCUGCAGGCAUGUGUCAGAUGUGGGCAUCGGUCACCUGUCUGGCAUGACCCGCAGCGCUGCGGAGGGUUGCCUGUCUCUGGAGAAGCUGACCUUGCAGGACUGCCAGAAGCUGACUGACCUUUCUCUCAAACAUGUCUCAAAGGGCCUAAACAAACUCAAAGUGCUCAACCUCAGUUUCUGCGGGGGGAUAUCGGAUGCAGGGAUGAUCCACCUGUCGCACAUGACCCACCUGUGCAGCCUGAACCUGCGAUCCUGUGAUAACAUCAGUGACACGGGGAUAAUGCAUCUGGCCAUGGGCUCCCUCCGGCUCUCUGGUCUUGAUGUCUCCUUCUGUGAUAAGAUCGGGGACCAGAGUCUGGCAUACAUCGCCCAGGGACUGUAUCAGCUCAAGUCCCUCUCUCUUUGCUCCUGCCAUAUCAGUGAUGAUGGCAUUAACAGGAUGGUACGACAGAUGCACGAACUAAAGACUCUCAACAUUGGACAGUGUGUACGAAUCACGGACAAGGGUUUGGAGCUGAUAGCUGACCAUCUGACCCAGCUGACAGGGAUUGAUCUGUACGGUUGUACAAAGAUCACAAAGAGGGGUCUGGAAAGGAUAACACAGCUCCCGUGCCUUAAAGUGUUAAACCUGGGACUGUGGCAGAUGACUGAGAGUGAGAGAGUGAGGUGAAAGCUCUCCUGAUCAGUAUACAUGUGCUUCAUUGUGUAUAGUGCUAGUUGUGUACUGAGAGGGACUGCCUGUGUCCAUUCUUAAUUUUACCUUCUAUACUGUGACUAAAAAACAAGGAGAGGGAAUCAGCACUGAUCACUGGAAUAUUGUUUAUCUCCGCUGCAGUACUCCACUCCUGUUCUGGUUAUGUUUCAGUUUUGUGCUCUCUCUCUUUUUGAUGCACAUUGUUUAAUCUCAGCCUGUGUACAGUUCUUACUAUCUAGCUACCUCACCCAUCCAACACAGGAGUGCCUAUCGCCGAAUACUAGAUUACAUUGCAUAUUUUUAUGACUCACAUACCAAUGGAGAUUUUUGUAUUUAAAUGAAAGAAAAUCUCAUUGCAGAAUAAUAGCUAGGCAUUUUAACUCUUAACAAUAAGGCUGGACUACCUUGGAUUGAAGUUUUGAUAGAAUGUUUUUUAGGCUGAUGUAUUUUUUACUUAUGUAACCGAUAUUUUUUGUAUUGAAUGACUGUUGUUGACAAAAUUGUACUUCAAAUUGAAGUGGGUGGAUCGCUCCCGUCUGUCUUUGUUUCCCUAAUGUAUAGUCGGCUAUGUUUCAUAUUCCUGAGGAAAUAAGUAUGUAUCAGAUGUUCCAGUAUGCUACUCAUCAACACAACUACAGUAAGACGUAGUAAUUAACAGCUGCCAAGGCUAUAUGCAAUAUCUUAAACUGUUCAUCAGUGGUUUUCUCCUGAGGAGCUUUCAACAAUAGUGUCAAGAGUAUUUGUUUAAAAAAAGCAGUAAUUUAAGAUUGUUUUAUAUUCAUACAG